UCGCGAUUAGUUCGCUCGGACGAGUCGAGCGGUGCGAACGUCGCGACAAUAGUUUCUCCGCACGGAAAAAUUGUGUCGCGUGUGCCCCCGUGUACUUUAAUACGAUAUGGAUUAUGUGCAUGCCCCUUUGUGAAUAUUUUGUGUUUUACUGCAGCGCCCCUGGACCACCCUUUUAGCUGACUUCCAUAUUGUAAGUUGGAGCAAUCGUUAUCCUGGUCGUAACCAUGGAGGCGUUGCAACCUGUGUCCGUCCCGUGGCUAUCCACUUUAGUUCUUCUCUGCUCUUUCUUUUCAACACACACCCUUGACACGAAGAUACACGAGCACAUGACAGCCGACGAGCUCCGAAGCCUCUUCCACGUGGAACAUCAAAGCCUGGUACCAUCCUACCACCUCGUCCACUUACACCACUUAACCAGGCGUUACAUCCCACACCUAAACGCCCACACAUCAUCUAAGAAGAUCCCCCACGAAAAGUCUAAUACGAACGACAAAAUGUAUGCCAAAACAAGAGAUGCUAUCAAAGAGGAGAUUGGUGAUUUAAAUGAUACAGUGAGUGUAGAGUUUGACGCGAGUGACAGUGAUAGUGAUGUGCACAAAAUUGAAUUGGAGGCGUUCGGGAAGACGUUGAACCUCGUGUUGAGGAAGCAGGAGGGUUUGCUGAAGAAGGACGGGUUACGGAUGUGGAAGGCGCUGACGAAUGAGUCACAGCCCCAUGGUGUGGACUAUGAGGAGAUGGUUACGGAAGGCGAAGAAGACCUGGGUGAAUUGUAUCAUGAUGACGAGAACGGAGCUGCUUUGUUGAUCAGACGACACCCGAAGCAUGGAAAACUCGUUGUGGAAGGCUCCAUCGGUCACGACCUGUUGAUCAGGCCUAUCCCUGAUUCUAUAACAGCACCAGACGACGAAUUGUUCCUGGACCCGAGUAGCAUGGCUGAUAUGGUUUCCAUUGACACAGGAUUGCCCUUAGUUAAGAGAAAUAAGAGCGCCCAAGAAGAAUUGCAAAAGAAGCUUCAAGGGGCUCAGCAUGUCAUCAUCAAGCGAGAUCCUGAGACAGGAGACCAUGAAAGUGAUUAUGCUUUCAUGGAGCCAGAUCACCUCAGUAAAAGGUUUAGGCGGCGACGCUCCACAGACUCUCACAGCCGGCGGAAACGGGAAGCGCCUUACGUCAUCUACCCGGAAAUACUCGUUAUUGUCGACUAUGACGGAUACAGGUUGCACGGUGGAGACAAUCUACAAAUUAAACGAUACUUCGUGUCAUUUUGGAAUGGAGUCGAUCUUCGGUACAAACUGCUUAAAGGUCCCAGGAUACGAAUCUCAAUUGCUGGUAUUAUUAUUUCUCGGGGUCGAGAUGCGACGCCGUAUCUCGAAAGAAAUCGAGUUGGUCGUGACGCAAUUGACUCUGCCGCUGCGUUGACAGAUAUGGGCAAGUAUCUGUUCAGGGAGAGACGACUGCCAGUAUACGAUAUUGCAGUUGCCAUCACAAAACUAGACAUGUGCAGGAGACAAUACGCGAACGAUGCGUGCAAUAGAGGGACAGCAGGUUUUGCGUACGUCGGCGGCGCAUGCGUCGUCAACAAGAGAUUGGAAAAAGUGAAUUCGGUUGCUAUAAUCGAGGACACUGGUGGUUUUUCUGGUAUCAUUGUCGCUGCUCAUGAAGUUGGACACUUAUUGGGCGCAGUCCACGAUGGAAGUCCACCGCCAUCAUACCUAGGAGGUCCUGGUGCUGAGAAGUGCAGAUGGGAAGACGGAUUUAUCAUGUCAGACCUUCGUCAUACAGAGAAAGGCUUCCGGUGGUCUCCUUGCAGUGUGCAGAGCUUCCAUCAUUUUUUGAAUGGAGACACGGCAACGUGUUUAUACAACUCACCUCAUGAAGACGAUUCUCUACCGAGGGUACUUCCUGGGCGACUACUCACACUAGACGCACAAUGUAGGAAAGAUCGGGGCACCAGUGCGUGUUUCAAAGAUGAGCGGGUAUGUGCACAAUUGUUCUGUUUCGACGCGGCAAGUGGAUACUGCGUGGCUUACAGACCCGCUGCUGAAGGGUCCCCAUGUGGAGACGGACAGUACUGUAUAAACGGACGGUGUAUCACCGAGAACGAGAAUAUAAUCCCGGAUUACUCCCAACACACGCCGAGUUACGUCCGACCUGAGACCAGCCCCUUCUACGGAAACAUUACAAGUAGCGAAGAUACAACACAGCCAUACGUACCCAGUACAGAACCACCCCCCCAACAAAACUAUUACAAAUCGCCAGAAACAACAACAGAAAACCCAUACCACUACUACACGCAAGAACCUAAACGCGUAGAGAAAAGUACAGAAGCAACAAAAUUCCCACCAUCACUGAACCUAUACUCCGUAUCGACCACACGAAGUCCAUACGAUUUCCAAGAUUUCUAUUCGAGAACCACGGCAGAACCCAAACGGGGCUUCUUCAGCAAGGGUGACCUUGAGAGCUACUUCUCUCGGACGACGAAGAGCCCCUACCAGGACAAGGGUGUCCAAUCUGUCUUCAAAUUUGGGACGUAUUAUUCCCAAAAAUCCUCGGAUAACUCCAUAAGACCAGAUGCUAACUCGCAGCAAGUACAAAUUGAGCCAGCGAGAUUAGUUUACUCGUAUCAGAGGAAUUUGACGGAUCAUGUGUAAUGUGGCCGCCAUUAGCAAAUCGAGCGGGAAACAUAACUGAAGACUGCUAGCUGGAUGACAGAAGAAAUGGCGCUAAAACGCCUUGUCUAUGACAAUCCAGCCCUUAUAUUUGCAGAUUGUGACGUGUUCGCAUAUUAAACUUGAAUAUUACCCGAUAAAUAUUAAAUAGG
Messenger RNA from Pieris napi, 2818 nucleotides. It is a transcript of the gene Adamts-like, whose product is annotated as A disintegrin and metalloproteinase with thrombospondin motifs 16. The transcript has 18 exons. NCBI's taxonomy places the organism in Eukaryota, Metazoa, Arthropoda, Insecta, Lepidoptera, Pieridae. Gene Ontology annotation, biological process: proteolysis. Gene Ontology annotation, molecular function: metalloendopeptidase activity. The record is from RefSeq and is a predicted model, not a curated record. Bases 225 to 2648 code for a protein of 807 amino acids.